Pygocentrus nattereri (red-bellied piranha) is the source of this 4658-nucleotide messenger RNA. It is a transcript of the gene nampt2, whose product is annotated as nicotinamide phosphoribosyltransferase 2. Gene Ontology annotation, molecular function: nicotinamide phosphoribosyltransferase activity. NCBI's taxonomy places the organism in Eukaryota, Metazoa, Chordata, Actinopteri, Characiformes, Serrasalmidae. The transcript has 11 exons. Gene Ontology annotation, biological process: NAD+ biosynthetic process. The record is from RefSeq and is a predicted model, not a curated record. The coding region runs from base 188 to 1681 and encodes 497 amino acids.
UCUCCGAAGUGAACGACACAUUUACCGCCUCAGACGGAGCCGAUAUCAUAGAGGGGGAGUCAAAAUCCUGCUUCACCCCUCCAGCGGUGUCUCUCCGCCCCUCCGAGUCACGCUGCCUACGACCUGCAUAUAAAUACAAGGACGAACAGACACGAAUUCACCUCUGUUAUAGUAUAACCGUUGAGUUAUGGCAGCGCAGGACUUUAAUUUUUUGCUCGCGACGGAUUCAUACAAGAUAACGCAUUACAAGCAGUAUCCUCCAAAUGUCAGCAAAGUAUACUCAUACUUUGAGUGCCGGCACAAGAAGGGUGCCCAGUUCAAUGAAGUUGUGUUUUUCGGCCUGCAGUACCUGCUGAAGAGAUAUAUAGCAGGCUGUGUUGUCACAGAGGAAAAAAUUCAGGAGGCAAAAGUCUUUUACCAGAUGCACUUCAAGCAGAAAGUGUUUGACGAAGAAGGCUGGAGGAAACUGUUGGAGAGAUACGACGGCCGCCUUCCGAUCCGCAUCAAAGCUGUUCCUGAGGGUAGGAUCAUUCCCAGGGGAAACGUCCUCUUCACUGUGGAGAACACAGACCCGGACUUCUACUGGCUCACUAACUAUAUUGAGACUAUGCUGGUCCAAAUGUGGUACCCCAUCACCGUGGCAACAAUCUCCAGGGAGUUCAAAAAGAUCCUGGCCAAGCACCUGAAGGCCACAUCAGGCAGUCUGGAAGGGCUGGAAUUCAAACUGCAUGAUUUUGGUUACAGAGGAGUCUCCUCGCAAGAGUCUGCAGCACUAGGAGGAGCGGCUCACUUGGUCAACUUCUGCAGCACAGACACAGUGGCUGGACUUCUUAUGGCCCAGCGUUACUACAACUGCCCUAUGGCUGGCUUCUCCAUUCCUGCUGCUGAGCACAGCACCAUUAUCUCCUGGGGUCGGAACAGAGAAAAGGAGGCUUACGAAUACCUGCUGGACCAGUUCCCCACUGGUCCAAUGGCUGUGGUCAGCGAUAGCUACGACAUCUUCAAGGCCUGCAAGCACAUUUGGGGUGACAAGCUGAAGGAGAGAGUGAUGGAGCGCAGUGAAGACUCCAUGCUCGUCAUCCGCCCAGACUCGGGAGACCCCACAGAGACGCUGUUGGGGGUGAUAAAGAUUUUAGAAGAGUGUUUCACCUGCUCUGUAAACUCUGUAGGCUAUAAGGUGCUUCCAUCAUAUCUGCGCAUCAUUCAGGGUGAUGGCAUAGAUCUUUGCUCUGUUGAAAAGAUUCUAAAGAAGCUCAGUGAUGAAGGCUGGAGUGCGGAGAACGUGUUCUUCGGCUGUGGAAGUGCUCUGCUGCAAAAGAUCAACAGAGACACACUAAACUGUGCUUUCAAGUGCAGCUAUGUGGAAACCAACGGGAAGGGGAUGGACGUAUAUAAGCAGCCAGUGACCGACCCAUCUAAAGGAUCAAAGCGUGGCCGCCUGUCGCUGAGGAGGAACUCAGAUGGGUUAAUAGAGACAGUGGAGAGGGGCGUGGGCAAACCGGAGGAGGACAUGCUGGUGACGGUGUUUGAGAACGGGACCAUUCUGCAGGAGUACUCUCUGGACGAGAUCCGGAAGAACGCCCGAUUGUGGGAGGAGGAUUUGAGUCUCUCCCAGCAUAACCAGGAUCACCCCACCAGCUUGGAGAUCCACCAAAAGCACAUCAUGAACGGGGUGCACUGAUUGGCACUGCGACCACACUGUUCACAAAACUGCCCCCCCCACCAACGGACCAACUAAUUCUCAUCAUGUCUUCUGUCCAUAUAUCAAAAGCAGACAUGCACUUCAGCCAUCACAGAUUAGUAGACAAUAACACAACUGACAUUGAAUUAGAUUUUUAUAACUUUGAGGUGUCUUCAUACUAUUAGCUUUGCUUGCCAGUUAUUUAUUAGUCCACAGAAGUUAUUAAAUGAGCUAUUAUAUUAACAUAAAAGUACUGCAUUUAUUUUGCAGUGGUGGAAAGAGAGUGGGGUGCUGUUAAUUCAGAGAUUUGAAGUAACAGUAAUUAACCAAGAUGGUUUUUCCAUAAUAUAUAAGAGGAGUUGCUGGCCAACUGUUUGGCUUAUUUUAUUCACUAAUUUGAUAUCAGUGUAUGCAACCUAAAUUCUAACAAGCUGCUGCAAAGGGAGGGGGGGGGGGGGUUGAGGUGGAGGAGGACACUGCCUAACUUUUACAAAAUGCCAAAUAUUGCUGUUGGUGCUUGGUUCAGUCAGAGGGAAGAUGCACCAGUAGCGCAUUAGCGGCAGGGUUGUUGUUUGUUUUUGUUUUUGUUUUUAAGCAUCACCAGGGCGGUAAAUGACUUAACGAAGGAAAAAAUUAUAUAAGGGGAUUUAAUGAUCACCUCAAGCUGCAGGUAGAAGACCUUGCUCCUUCAUGCUGAUCUCAGACCAGUAGAAAGGCAUAAACUGGUCUCAGAUCAGCUUAAAAGUAGGCCUGUCACAAACAUGAAAUGUUGAUGUUUUAUUGCCAUAUAUAUAAUUAACAGUUUGUCUGUUUUGCUAAAGAGAGAAUCAGUGCUGAACUGAGGCUACUGUUGUGUCAUUUAAAAAGGUUCAAAUUAUGUUGUCUAAUUUGGGAAAUAUCAAAGGAUAGCCAGUGGCUGUAGAUAAUGAGUUUUAUUCAGUUUAACUAGUACACACCGCUGUAUUCUGUGCUGGAUAUUUUUUUCCCCUGAAAAAGUCAGAGGAAGCUGCUGCCAUGUUUUCCAGCUAGUUGUUACUAUUAAAGACAUGACCUAUGGAUUUGUGCUGCCACCAAAUUUAGUAAAAGGAUGGUUGGAAACUAACUAGCGUUAAGUAAAGACUUUACACCCAAAGUAUAAACCUGAGCAAAUCUGGGGCAACACAGUCCUGUGGCUGGACGUUUUCAUCUUUCAAAUAUUCCUUCCUCUUUCUUCUGUUUGACGAUUCACGGCAUUCGAAGGUCAAAUGUAAUUCUGACAGCCUUACUGUUGAUACUCGGUAGGUUCCAACUCACAACGCUCAAAUAUUUCAACAUUACUCACUUAUGACAUGUGAAGGUGUAAUAGAAAUUUUGUUGUUUUUUUUGUAGGACCCACAAAUCCUGCUCUGUUUUUCUUGCAUUUGCCUCAAAGCAACAGAUGAAAAUGUGACAUGCACCCAAUUUAUGAACAUAUAAUUACGAAAAACUUAAAUUUAGGCAGCUGUAUAACAAGUGUGACAGGGCUACUUUAAAGAGCACCCCCUCCUAGACCAAGCUUAUGCAUCUCUUAUUAAAGUUUUCUCACAUUUAAGCUUCUAGCAAAGACAUCUGCAGAGGAAUGUCAAACACUAUAUGUAAAACCUCGCUGAUGUAUAAUUUUGUUAUUUCUUGUACAAAGACUUGUACUCACAGUAGCCUGCACAUAAAUGAUACCAAAUGAUCCUUUGGUCCAGUCCUUUGCAAACAUGAAAUUGCUGGUUAGGGCUGGACUUAACUGGUAUUAUUCUAAUAAUUUAGGAGAAAAACGAAAUGGUGUAAACAUUGGCUGGUGCACCAGUUGACUCAGCCACUGAGCAUGUUGUGUAAUAAUGCUGCACAGAAAGAGACACUUUUUUUUUUUUUUUCCCCAUCUCGCACUAAAAUCUGUGAAAAUGAGAAUGAUGCUAGUGUAUGCGCGUGCGUGUUGAAAUGACUGUCUUGAGACUUGAAGGAAAACGCCAACAUUUCUUAACCCACUUUAUACGCCACAUCUGGAGCAGAUCGUUGAGCAUCACGGACAAUAAGGUCAACACAUUUUCCUGUGCUUGGAAAAGAAGAGAGCCAGUUAACUCGAAACAUGCUCACAACGGAAGCCAGUUACUGGGAAAGUAAAUGAAAUGGUCAUUUAUUCCUUUCCCAUCAAACCACAGAUUAAAAGACUUUAAUCUCAAUAAUUGAAGUAUAGAAAUCGAGUCAAAAGUGUUUGUAAAUUAAGGUGUAAAAUCUGUGUAAUAUGUUUUAGAGAUGGGACUAUUUUUAACAGAGGAAAGAAAUUGUGGCGAUCCGUUUCCAGCAUAGUGAUAUGGGCGGAGUUUCCACAAGCUCUAUUCCUUUAAAGCUGAGAGAAAUGGGGCUGCCUGUGGCCCCAUUGAGCUGCUGACACUGCCUUAACAACCACUCAAUCUACGGUGCUGGAGGCUCCUCUCUCCAUCGCUCUCUCUCGCUCACUCUCUUUCACUCUGUCUCACUCUCUCACUCUGAUUCUCUCUCUACCCUCCACCCCAUCCUCUGCAUCUACCUACGUGUAGGUCACACAUGAAUGACUGCUCAAUGAAAAUAUUCUUUCUUAUUUGCCUUAUUUUUGUCUGUCGGUUCGUCUCGUUAGACCAUCGGUCAAGUUUAGAAUGCAGUGGGUUUCAUUUGCGUGUUUUCCACGCUUUUAUCCUCAUCCGUUCGGCAGGAACGGCAAAUUUUCCUGUUUGAUUUUGAUCAUCAGAUAUGAAGCAGUUGACCCUACCUCUUUUUUUUCUAUGCCAAUAAUACUGUAUAUGAAUCUAAAGUAAUAAUAGUAGUUACACUAAAGUUGCCAUGUCUUAUGCUGUUGUGUAAAUACUCUCUGAAAUUGUAGUUUGUAGUAAUAUUUUUAGCUUAAUCACUUUUUUUCCCUUUUUUUUUGGAUUUACAAGUGAUAUUUUGUAUGACAAAAAAACAAUAAAUAUGCUUCAUUUCCUGCUCGUAA